UCAUCUGAUCAGAUCAUCACAAGCCAACGGAGUUUACUCCAAGUAGAAGAGCCACAGGAAGCACAGGAAUCAGGAUGGUGACUACCACGAUAGAGGACCUGCACGCCGACGUGCUCGGCUGCGCGCUGCGCCGCCUGGACGGGCGCUCGCUGGCCGCCGCCAGCUGCGCCACGGCGGGGCUCCGGGCGCUCGCCGCGGACACGGAGACGUGGCGCGCGCUCUGCCUCGCCGAGUGGCCGUCGCUGGCGCUGCCGGGCAGCAGCCACGGCCGCCGCCUCCUCCUCGCCGCGCUCCCGCCGCGGCGGCUCUUCGCGGACGCCUUCCCGUUCCCGUCCCCGGACGCCGCGCCCGGCGUCAGCGACGGGCUCGGGCUCCCCGGGGAGCUGGUCUCCGCGGUGGACGUGUACCACAGGGGCGCGCCCCUUCUCUCCCGGGUGGUGGAGACGCCCGCGUCGUCGCCGUGGUUCCUCGGCUCGCCGUUCCGGGUGGAGGCCGUCGAGCGGAAGAGGCCGGCGGCGACGGAUGCCGCUUCCGCCGCGUCGCCGUCGCCGGAGGAGCUGGAGCUGAGCUGGGUGGUGGUGGACCCGUCCCGGGGCCGGGCGGUGAACGUCUCCAGCCGGCGCCCGGUGUCGGUGGGCCGGCACUGGUACACGGGCGACACGCUGGUGCGCUUCGCGGUCGUGCUGGGCGGGUGCAAGUUCGAGGCCACCGUCGCCUGCGCCGAGGAGGGCCGCGUCGCCGAGGUCAGCCUCGCCGCCGAGGACGCCGACGGCGCCGCGGUCGGCGGCGAGGGCGCGCUGCGGCUGCUCGCCGCCGCGAUGGAGGCGCCCAGGAGGGGAGGGGAUGGGGAGCCGGAGGAGGCCAAGAGGCGGUACCACGAGUUCGUGAGGCGGAAGAAGGGGAGGAAGGAGAGCAAGGCGCGCCGCGAGGCGCUCGUGGACCUGUGCUGCUCCGCCGCCAGCGCCGCCGUCGUGCUCACCUGCCUCGCCGCCGUCGCGCUCCGGUGAUCGACGCCUGCCGGGCGGACGGACGGACGGACAAGUGCAAGUCCGGUUCCCUUUUUUACGCCGGCGAACGAGUUUGAGCAAUAAAAUGUUGUACUACUACGAUCAACCGUCAGGUGCACUGGACAUGUCAUUAGCGUACAGCAUCUUUCUGUAACGCUUUUUUUCUUCCUUGUAACAGUUAGCAACUGUACAUCAUCAUGUCCUGCACUGGUGUGCAUCGUUUUCCUUAAACAAAGAAAGCGACAAAAAUACAAUUAUACAAGAAAAAAGAUCUGCCGUUGAGUGCAUUAAUUUUCAA
Molecule: messenger RNA, 1305 nt
Organism: Setaria italica (foxtail millet)
Lineage: Eukaryota; Viridiplantae; Streptophyta; Magnoliopsida; Poales; Poaceae
Product: probable F-box protein At2g36090
Exons: 1
Coding region: 75-1007 (310 amino acids)
Molecular function (GO): protein binding
Source: RefSeq, a predicted model, not a curated record